This is a messenger RNA of Labrus bergylta (ballan wrasse), 1783 nucleotides long. RefSeq names its product G protein-coupled receptor 137Bb (gene gpr137bb). The record is from RefSeq and is a predicted model, not a curated record. Gene Ontology annotation, biological process: negative regulation of osteoclast differentiation; regulation of autophagy; positive regulation of TORC1 signaling. Lineage: Eukaryota; Metazoa; Chordata; Actinopteri; Labriformes; Labridae. Gene Ontology annotation, cellular component: lysosomal membrane.
CUCUCCCCCUCCCCUGCCCUCUCCUCUCCUCUCCUCUCCUCUCCUCACCUCUGCGUGCGUCAGACGGUGUGUCUGGAGGAGAGUCGAUGGAUGUGAAGGAUCCGUCCAACGAGCUUGCACACGUUUUUCUUCUUCUUCUUCUUCACUCAGAGAUCUGCGGCUCCGUCUCUAACCCCCCCUCCUCCCUCCCUUGCCUCCCUCUCUAAGGGAACACUCGGGGGGAUGAAUGGGGAGGCGAUGGAGGGGAGCCCGGCACAGGAGCAGCAGCAGCAUGCCGGUAACGGCUCGCACCUCCCUCCCCCUCCCACCAUCACGCCGGCUAUCCCCCCCUACGUGAAGCUGGGUCUGACCAUCGCCUACACCAUCUUCUACUCGCUGCUCUUCGCCUUCGUCUACGCCCAGCUCUGGUUGGUGCUGCGGUACCGGCACAAGCGUUUCAGCUACCAGACGGCCUUCCUGUUCCUGUGUCUGCUGUGGGCCGCCCUGCGCGCCCUCCUCUUCUCCUUCUACUUCAGAGACUGUGUCACCGCCAACGCGCUCGGACCCUUCGCCUUCUGGCUGCUCUACUGCUUCCCCGUCUGCCUGCAGUUCUUCACACUCAGCCUCAUGAACCUCUACUGUGCACAGGUCUACUUCAAGGCAAAGUCCAAGUACUCACCUGCCCUGCUCAAGUACAGACUUCCUCUGUACCUGGUUUUCUUGGCCGUCAGUCUCCUCUUCCUGGUGGUUAAUCUUGUCUGUGCGCUGCUGGUCAAAACGACCGCUGCGGACGUCAAGACCAUUGUCCUGGUGAGGGUCACCAUCAAUGACAGCCUGUUUGUCCUCUGCGCCAUCUCGCUGUCCGUCUGCCUCUACAAGGUGGCCAAGAUGUCGCUGGCCAACAUCUACCUGGAGUCGAAGGGGACGUCGGUGUGUCAGGUGACUCUGAUUGGCAUCAUGGUGGUGCUGCUGUACUCGUCUCGGGCGUGUUACAACCUCGUGGUGCUCGCCCUCACCGACAUCGAGACCAUCAACUCCUUCGACUAUGACUGGUACAACGUCUCUGACCAGGCGGACUUGCGGUCGUCGCUGGGAGACGCCGGUUACAUCGUGUUCGGGGUGAUUCUGUUCGUCUGGGAGCUCCUGCCCACCUCGCUGGUCGUCUUCUUCUUCAGGGUCAGACGGCCGCCUCAGGAAAGGAGCACUGCUGGGAUCCCAAACCACGUCCUCUCAUCCAGAGGAUAUUUCUUUGACAACCCUCGUCGAUACGACAGUGACGACGACCUGGCGUGGAGCAUCCCUCCCCAGAAUGCAUCAGCAAGUCUCUCCUCUGAUUGUUACGACUGGGGCAGCCGUCACAGCAGCUUCACCGUGCACACCAACGGGGACGAACAGCGCCUGACGACCGCCACCGCGGGAGAGCUCCACCCUUACCCAUAAUCCCUCUCUCUUCACUGUACAGCACCACUUCUGCACUUUGACACACCGAUGAGUUAUUUAUUGUGUUUCUUAUCACCACUGAUGUAAAAGUUUGUAGCAGAGCUCCCAUACGAGUCAGUUAACGUUUGUAGAAUAUCUGAAUUAAUCACCAGGUUUUAUACAAAGUUUCUGUCAUGUUGGUUACAUAACAAGUAGGUCAAAACUGCAGUUCCUCAAGUGUCCACUAGAGGCUGUCUCCUGCAGUGAGUCAGUCCCCAUAGAGCCUCAUGUUAAAAUGAGGUUAGAACAUAGAAAGGUUUACAGACCGAUGCAGAGCUGGCUAAACACUGAAGCUUCAGUGUCCACCACAUAGCAACCUGCGUGA